Messenger RNA from Plasmodium berghei ANKA, 1110 nucleotides. RefSeq names its product conserved Plasmodium protein, unknown function. The coding region runs from base 1 to 1110 and encodes 369 amino acids. Lineage: Eukaryota; Apicomplexa; Aconoidasida; Haemosporida; Plasmodiidae. The record is from RefSeq and is a predicted model, not a curated record. The transcript has 3 exons.
AUGUCUUCAGACAAAUUGCCAAUAUGCUUAAUUUGUGAUCAAAAGGUAUUUAGAUGGAUUCCAUUGAUAAUAAAACAAUGGGAAAUAAAGUAUAUGUUUUGUCAAGAUGAAGAAAUGAAAAAAACAAUUAUAGACACAUUUGGUUUAUAUAAUACAAAAAUAAAUAAUGUGAAUAAUGUUAUAAAAUAUAUAGACGAACUAAAAGAUGAAAAUAUUUCUUUAUUAUUUUUAGCAUUAGGAACUAAUAAAUUUCAUGAACUCGUUUUAGAAUAUGUUAUAAGCAAAAAAAAAUUUUAUUAUAUAUUCAGUUCUGAUGUACCAUCAUUAAAUGCUCAGACUUUAGAGAAAUUUAAAAAUUUAUUAAAUAAUUUUAAUUCCGAUAAAGAUAUAAUAUAUGAUGUUAAAAAAGAGUAUAAAAAUAUUAACAAACAAUUUUAUUGGAAUAUAUUUAACCCUUUAAUGAAUGAACGUGUUUUUUAUAAUCUUAAAAAUGCAUUGAAUGAAUUAGGACAUAUUCAUGCAGUACAAAUCGAAUCAACGUUUAUUCCAUUUUUAGUUGAAAGUGAAGAUAUAGGAAAUGCAUUAUUUUAUAGAUCUAUUUUAAUUAUAUCUUUAAUAGAAUUCUUAUUUGAAAAUCCCAAAAAUGUUCUUGCAAAAUCAUAUUAUAUUAAAGCGAACGAAGUUACAAUUAAUUGCUUAUCUGGUAGUGUAGCAUUUGAUUCCUUAAAUUGCUAUUUUAAUAUUUCAGUUAAUAAUUUAAGUAAAAUUUUUUCUUUAAAAGUAUAUGGUGAAAACGGAUUUAUUGAUGUAUCAUAUACCAAAGAGCACGAUUGUUUUCAAAUGCAACGUUGUUUAAAUCACUAUGAAUAUCCAAGCAUAUUUUCAGAAGAUUCCCACAGGAAUGCGUUAACAGAAUUACAGUAUUUCUUAGAUGAACAGUUGUAUACGAAUAAGUACAUUAAUUCGUACAUUAGUGCAACACAUACUGCUAUAUGCCUUUGGAAAAGUAACGGAGAUAAUAUAGCAUUAAAACAUAAAACAGAUACUAAUGGUAAUGAAACUGGUAUUGAGUGUAAAAUAAAAUCGGGAGAGAGUUGUAUCCUCGCAUAA